This is a messenger RNA of Diorhabda sublineata, 574 nucleotides long. RefSeq lists its product as uncharacterized. The record is from RefSeq and is a predicted model, not a curated record. The coding region runs from base 52 to 348 and encodes 98 amino acids. Lineage: Eukaryota; Metazoa; Arthropoda; Insecta; Coleoptera; Chrysomelidae. The transcript has 3 exons.
AAUCCAAUAGUAUAGUUGAUUUCGCGAGGUGUUGUUUUUAUAGUUCACAAAAUGUUUAAGGGUUUCUUAGUAAUUUGUUUGAGUGUAGUAUUUGUAGAAAGUCAUCCGACUAUGUAUCGUAUGAAUGACAACAAUGCCUUAGAACCAGUACUCGUACCUAUUUCUUCAACUGUUAUACCUCUACCAGUGUACAAAUUGACCUAUGGAAUAGAAGCUGGAUCGCCCAACCACAAAAUUAAAAAACCAGAAGGACCAAUUUAUUUAGAAACAGUUCAUACGAAGAAGAAACCAAUACCGUUAACAAAAUCUAAGCCAUCAACUUCACCGUCAUCGACUAAAGUGGCAUAAAUAAUGGAAUAACUGACUAAAACCUGCUAUUAUUGCUAAUAUCAAUAUAUAAAAAUCAAAUAAUUGUUACCAUUUACUGUUGAAUGAUUAUGUAUUAAUUUUCGAAAUUUAUAACAGAUAUAGAAAGAGUUCAAAUUAACAUGUACCUGCCUAAUUGCAAAAUACUAUUAUAAUAUGUUUGUGAGCUUUUCAAGAGUAUAAUAAAAAGAUUUUAAGUUCGAAUUUA